Lotus japonicus is the source of this 1119-nucleotide messenger RNA. RefSeq lists its product as uncharacterized. Gene Ontology annotation, molecular function: nucleic acid binding; RNA-DNA hybrid ribonuclease activity. The record is from RefSeq and is a predicted model, not a curated record. The coding region runs from base 1 to 1119 and encodes 372 amino acids. The transcript has a single exon. Lineage: Eukaryota; Viridiplantae; Streptophyta; Magnoliopsida; Fabales; Fabaceae.
AUGUCUGUCCCUCUCCCUCGCCAGCCUGAGUCAGAUCAGCUCUUUUGGUUAGGGACUGCGGAUGGGUUGUACUCAGUUAAAACAGGUUAUGAGUUUCUUCAAGAGGUGGUAGCCCAGGAUUCUCCCUCGUCUUCUCUCUCUCGUGGGCUUGAUCAAACGCUUUGGAAGCGGUUUUGGAAAGCACCCUCUAUGCCCAGGGUUAGGGAGGUAUCUUGGCGUGUGUGUACAGGUGCCCUUCCGGUGCGAACAAAGCUUCGUCAGAGAGGUGUUGAUGUUGAUUCUAGCUGUCCGUUGUGCGGUCUUGAGGAUGAAACGGUGGAUCAUCUGUUUCUUGGUUGCAAUAUUACUAGAGGUUGCUGGUUUGCAAGUCCCAUGGGUGUUCGCGUGGAUCCAGGCUUGAAGAUGGUGGAUUUCUUGACUAUGGUGAUCCGAGACAUGGAUCUCGAGGUGGUGGCUUGCGUGCAACGUUUUUUGUUUGCCAUUUGGGAGGCUAGGAACAAGCACAUUUUUGAGGAAAAGUUGUUUUGCAUUGCGGGGGUGCUGGAUCGUGCAGCUAACUUGGUAAGCCAAUCAACUCUACCUUUCACACUGGCCGCAUCACAGGAGGAGGACAACUUGAAGAGGUGGCGGAGACCGGCGGAGAACGUGGUCAAAGUGAAUGUGGACGCAGCCGUUGGACAGGAUAGGUUUGCGGGUUUUGGUCUUGUUGCUAGAGACCAUGCAGGUGAGGUUCUCGCAGCUGCAGCAAAGUACCCCACAAUGGUGCUUUCUCCUACAGUAGCGGAGGCCCUUAGUUUGCGGUGGGCGAUGGAUUUGGCUAUUCAGCUGGGGUUUAGGAGAGUGCAGUUUGAGACUGAUUGUUUGCUCUUACAACAGGCUUGGAAGAAAGUUUCUGGAAACUCUUAUUUAUUUUCCAUUAUUAAGGAUUGUCAUAAGUUAGUGGUGUUUUUUGAUCAUGUUGAUCUUACCUUUGUGCGUAGGGAAGGAAACUCUUGUGCUGACUACCUUGCUAGGAACGCCUCUUCUUACCCAGACUUUGUUUGGAUUGAGGAGGGGCCUCCGGGGUUGUCUAGUCUUUUAAGGGAUGAUGUAUUGGCAUCUGUGCCGAACUUGCUUUGA